Emys orbicularis (European pond turtle) is the source of this 1805-nucleotide messenger RNA. It is a transcript of the gene KLHL24, whose product is annotated as kelch like family member 24. The transcript has 6 exons. Bases 1 to 1803 code for a protein of 600 amino acids. NCBI's taxonomy places the organism in Eukaryota, Metazoa, Chordata, Testudines, Emydidae. The record is from RefSeq and is a predicted model, not a curated record. Gene Ontology annotation, molecular function: protein binding.
AUGGUACUAAUACUGGGCCGCAGACUGAAUAGAGAGGAUAGCGGGGUUCGUGAUUCCCCUGCAACCAAACGUAAAGUUUUUGAAAUGGACCCAAAGUCCUUAUCAGGUCAUGAGUUUUUUGACUUCUCUUCAGGAUCAUCCCAUGCUGAAAGCAUACUCCAGAUCUUCAAUGAGUUUAGAGACAGCCGCUUGUUCACAGAUGUAAUUAUCUGUGUGGAAGGAAGAGAGUUUCCCUGUCAUCGAGCUGUUCUCUCAGCCUGCAGUAGCUACUUCAGAGCUAUGUUUUGCAAUGAUCACAGAGAAAGCAGAGAAAUGUUGGUGGAGAUCAAUGGCAUUUUUGCUGAAGCUAUGGAUUGCUUUUUACAGUACGUGUACACUGGCAAGGUGAAAAUCACUACAGAGAAUGUGCAGUAUAUCUUUGAAACAUCAAGUCUCUUUCAAAUUAGUGUUCUGCGUGAUGCUUGUGCCAAGUUCCUGGAAGAGCAACUGGAUCCUUGUAACUGCCUGGGAAUCCAGCGUUUUGCUGAUACACACUCACUAAAGACACUCUUCACCAAAUGCAGAAAUUUUGCACUGCAGACAUUCGAGGAUGUUUCUCAGCAUGAAGAAUUUCUUGAGCUUGGGAAAGAUGAGCUCAUUGAUUAUAUUUGUAGUGAUGAGUUGGUGAUCAGUAAGGAAGAGAUGGUUUUUGAAGCAGUUAUGCGCUGGGUUUACCGUGCUGUUGAUCUGAGAAGACCAGUGUUACAGGAACUUCUAACACAUGUGAGACUCCCUUUAUUACAUCCUAACUAUUUUGUACAGACAGUGGAAGUGGAACAGCUGAUUCAGAAUUCUCCAGAGUGUUAUCAGCUGCUGCAUGAAGCAAGAAGAUACCACAUACUUGGAAAUGAAAUGAUGUCCCCAAGAACUAGACCACGCAGAUCAACUGGUUAUUCUGAGGUGAUAGUUAUUGUCGGAGGCUGUGAACGAGUUGGGGGGUUUAAUCUGCCAUACACUGAAUGCUACGAUCCUGUGACAGGAGAAUGGAAGUCACUGGCUAAGCUCCCAGAAUUUACCAAGUCUGAAUAUGCAGUGUGUGCUUUACGGAACGAUAUUCUUGUUUCAGGUGGAAGAAUUAACAGCCGUGAUGUGUGGAUUUAUAACUCUCAGCUUAACAUUUGGAUCAGAGUUGCUUCCCUAAACAAAGGCAGAUGGCGUCAUAAAAUGGCUGUCCUUCUUGGUAAAGUGUAUGUAGUUGGAGGGUAUGAUGGGCAAAGUCGACUCAGCAGUGUAGAAUGUUACGAUUCAUUUUCCAAUCGAUGGACAGAGGUAGCUCCACUUAAAGAAGCGGUGAGUUCUCCAGCAAUAACCAGCUGUGUAGGCAAAUUGUUUGUGAUUGGUGGAGGUCCUGAUGACAACACGUGCUCUGACAAGGUUCAAUCAUAUGAUCCUGAUACUAAUUCUUGGUUGCUCCGUGCAACUAUCCCCAUUGCAAAGAGAUGCAUAACAGCUGUAUCUCUAAACAAUCUAAUCUAUGUCGCGGGAGGGCUCACCAAGGCAAUUUACUGCUAUGAUCCAGUUGAGGAUUAUUGGAUGCAUGUACAGAAUACAUUCAGCAGACAGGAAAACUGUGGCAUGUCUGUGUGUAACGGCAAAAUCUAUAUCCUUGGUGGAAGACGAGAAAAUGGAGAAGCCACAGACACUAUUCUUUGUUAUGAUCCUGCAACAGGCAUCAUCACGGGAGUAGCAGCCAUGCCCAGGCCAGUAUCGUAUCAUGGCUGUGUGACUAUUCAUAGAUACAAUGAAAAAGGCUUUAAACUGUAAAG